GCCAAGAAACAUCCACGUCGUUAAAAACUGGAGAAAGCCUACAGCUUCCUUCUCCAUCUGAAUCCCCUGUUAUUGGAGAUGAAGUUGAGGAUAAUACCAUUGCAACAAUUGAUGCGAAUACAAGCUUUGCUCGGUCUGAUGCAACCCUUCUUGACAGGUACUGAUUGUAAAGUAAUAUUUGUAGUUUAUUAUGGAAUUGUGAAUGUGCGUAGCAACAAUAUAUUUGUUGUAUCUCAAAUUAUUUAUAUCUAGUUCUACUAUAACCAAUGCAAUAAAUGUGUCCAUGUUCACGGAUGAUGAGGAUGAUGUCAGUGAUGGCAGUCUGGAAGAUGCUGCCAGAUAUAUCAGGUAAAAUAUGUCAGGUCAUAAAUACUUUUACAAGAAUGGAACUAAUUGAGUCAUAAACAUCAUUGUCCCUUACAGCAUACAUGAUCUUACCAAAUCAGCUCUCGAAGAUUUGAAUGCAGAGAAGCAAAGUUAUUCAGAGUAUGUUAUCUGUUUGAAGCGAUGUGGGAGUAUGUGUGGGAUGUGUUAUUUUGACUCUGGGCAGUGGAAGAUUAGUCUGUUGUUGCUACUGUGCCUGAGAACAGAAAAGAUUUCAUGCUGCCUCUCUAGAAAUUUUGACCACUCAGGGAAGUUAUCUGACAUCAAAUUUCACACAAACCAUGUCAAAAACCCUAUAGAUAAACUACAAACCUGGCAAAAAUUUAUAAAUUAAUGAAUGGUUAAUUAAAGGUCCAAUCCUGAUUCUAGUUAUAUUGAAGCCUAAUAAACAGAAGCAAACUGAAAAGGGAUCUUUAUUCUUUAUUUGUAAUAUACUAUCUAUUAUUUAUACAGCACUAUAUUUUGUUAUUUUUAGUUCCAUAAGUUCAAGUAGUGAUGAGGACUCUGAUUCAUCUGAUCUUGAUUUGGGUCAUGAGCCAUCUGAUGAACAUCAGGACGAUGAACAUCGGGAAGAUUAUUCACAGCACUCGAUCAGCACUCCUGCAGUUAGUUAUGGACCUCAUCGGAAAUUCAGCCGAGGGGAUGAUGUGUAUGAUUUGGAAGAAGAAUUCAGUAUGGUGAAAGAACAAAAAUUUGUUUGCUCUCUGGAUAUUCUUCUUGCAGUAUUUCAAGCAAGAUGCCAUACUCCUGGGUGCACUGCUUUACCCACUGUAAAACAUAGCUUUGUGGGUGUAACAGUGAUUGUGAAUUGCCAAUGUCCAUCCGGGCAUAAAUAUAGGUUUUGCUCCUCUCACUUAGUAAAUGACAUCUAUGCCAACAACCUACAGGCGGCCGCCUCAGUCAUUCUAUCUGGAAGCAAUUUUUGCAAAGUAGAGCGCAUGGCAAAUUUUCUAAAAUUGGAAUUUCUGUCCAAGUCAACAUACUAUAGAUUGCAGCGCCUGUAUUUGAUCCCUGAAGUAAAUGAGUGGUGGGCUUUGAUGAGGGGUGAAUUGAUCAAGGAGUUCUCAGGGAAAGAUAUUGUUCUUGGUGGUGAUGGCCAAUGUGACUCUCCAGGCUUCAAUGCCAAGAAUCUUUGCUACUUCAUGAUGGAAGCAGAAUCAAAUUACAUUCUUGACAUUGAAGUAUUGGAUAAGAGGCAUGUUGGUCUAAUUUCGACAAACAUGGAGAAAGAGGCAGUGCGGCGAAGUCUGAAUCGUCUUACUACGGAAAUUAAAGUGGCCGAGCUGGUGACUGAUGCCUCCACUUCUGUAAAAGCAUUAAUGGGUAUUUUUAAAUAUAAUUUUUUUUACAAUCGUCAUGAUUCAGAUAAUGUUUUUAUAUGUUUUGGAACAUUAUAUGCAUAUCAUGGUUAUUAAUUUCCUUCAGGUGUGUAGUCUGCCCCCACCCCCAAAUCCCCCCCCCCGGCUAUAUGCCUGCUUUUCUUUGUGUUUCCUUGAUAAAUCAACAUUUUCACUUUUAGAAUCAGAAUAUAAAGACAUAACAUACAGUUUGGAUGUGUGGCACAAGUCAAAAAGUAUUAAAAAAUGUCUGACAAAGGUUAGUAUGUUGCAAUACGUCACACACGGGCAUAUUGGAAUUGCAUGGCUGAUGGCUGUCAGAUAAAUGUAAAAAAUCACCGCAAAAUACAAUUAUUAUUACCAUUUUGUACAUUAUCCGUACUGUACUUAGUGUGAUGUGCAUUUUAGUUGAGCAAACCAAAAGCAAUGCAGAAGAUAAAAGACUGGUCUCCUCACAUCAUCAGACAUUUCUGGUAUUGCUCUAGUGCAUGUUGUAAAGAUGAAACCACCACAGAUGAAGAAGCACUAAGACUUAUAAAGGUAAAGUAUCUGGUGAUAAUCCCUCGCAAUGCUCAAACACAGGGCUGGUUAUUAUUGCCACGAGAUUAUGUUCCCCCUGUUUAUUUGUUUGUCUGUAAGCAAAGUAGUGAACAGAUUUUCAUGAAAGUUUGUUGAAGGAUUACACAUGUACUAAUGAGGAACUGAUUAAAUUUUGGUUCAGUUUGGAUCAGCAGAGUAAAUCGGCAUGCAUGAUGUAAACAAAUUUUACAAAUUAAAUUUGUGCUUUGGCAAAGGUAUGUAUUCGAAAUGGAUGCCUUAUAGUUUUUAUUAUUUCACUUAGGAUAAAUGGAUUGGUUUAUUACACCAUAUAUGCAAUGACCACCAAUGGUUAGGGGGACAAUGUGACCAUGUUGAUACAGAUGGUGAUGAUAGCCAUGACAAAAGUCUUCCCUUUUUUGAUCGUCGAGAUAAAGACUUUAUGGAGUUACAAAAAGUUAUUUUAAACCCUCAACUACUUAACAGUUUCAAGUAUUAUACUCGUUUCAGGUAAAGUAAAAGUGUCUUGUCACAAGCCCUAGUUGCAGGUGUGACGUUGCGAAUAUCCCGUGAUUGGGGGGGGGGGGUGCUGCCAGCCCGAAAUUUCCAACAGAAUUUCAAAAUUUUCCAAUGACCUCCCCCCUCUGCCCAAAUAUUUUUCAGAAAGACCUAACAUAA
Molecule: messenger RNA, 2936 nt
Organism: Paramuricea clavata
Lineage: Eukaryota; Metazoa; Cnidaria; Anthozoa; Malacalcyonacea; Plexauridae
Source: the annotation of a GenBank genome assembly